UGCAACUUGUUACGUUGGCAUAGUAACGCGAUGUUGAGAAGGUGUUAUCUACGGGGAAGGUUUUCACCUGUCUGCACGCGCCGGGUGCAGCAGUUUGCUUUAAGAAAUUUUAGCAAAAUGACUUCGGACCAGGUCAAGGUACAGGUACAACAAGGUGUUGUUGUUGGGCGGGAAAAUAUUCUACCGAAUGGUGAACCAUAUUAUAGCUUUCAGGGAGUACCAUAUGCAGUGCCUCCGCUCGGCAAUUUGCGCUUCAGGUCACCUGUGCCUUUGGAACGUUUUGAUACACCUCAACUAGAUUGUACACGCGAGAGAAAGCCAUGCCACCAACGAGAACCCCUGACAAAUGAUGUUGUGGGCUCGGAGGAUUGUCUGCAUCUCAACGUAUAUGCUCCCGCGAAACGUACAGAGAAGCCACUACCAGUUAUGGUGUGGAUACAUGGUGGGGGGUUUUUCUUUGGUUCCUGCAAAAACACAUUGCCAUUAAGUUUAGUUAGUGAGGAUGUAAUUGUAGUCACACUAAAUUAUCGUUUAGGUGCUUGGGGAUUUUUGUGUCUGCCCGAGGAAGGGAUUUUCGGAAAUGCGGGUCUGAAAGAUCAGCGUCUAGCACUGCAUUGGGUUCAUGAUAACAUCGCUCACUUUAAUGGCGAUCCCGAUAAUGUUACUUUGUUCGGAGAAAGCGCUGGCGCUGCAUGCGUUCAUUUGCACACAAUGGCUACUCACGCGCACACAUUAUUUCAUAAAGCGAUUAUGCAAAGUGGCACCGCUAAUAUGGAGUGGGUUUUCCAGCAAAAUCCCGAGCAAAAAGUGCGUCGAUUUUGUGAAUUGCUCGGCUGUCAAUCACGCAAUACACAAGAAAUGCUAAAUUUUUUACAAUCUAAGGAAAAGGUUACCGCAUUGGAUGUUCUUGUUAAUACAUUUCCCGUACUUUCACCUGAUGAACGUCGUCGUGGUCUACCAAUCACAUUUAGACCUGUCAUUGAGGAUUCAAGCAGUUCUGAUAAAUUCAUUAGCAUGCCAGUAAUGGAACGAAUGCGCCAAACAGACACUUUGGCAAUGCCAACUAUUAUGGGAUACAAUUCAGCUGAAGGCAUUUUAAUGCUGAUAAAUGCGGUACGUAAAAUCGAAGAAAUAAAUCAAGAUUUGACGCGCUUUGUGCCACGCAACAUACCUCUGCCUAUUGAUCACAAAGAAAUGCAUUCGUUGGCAGAAAAAUUACGCACCUUUUACUUUAAUGGCCACAAAAUUACACAUGAGAUGUUCGAUGCUAUGACUAACUUACUCACUGACUACCACUUCAUGGUGGACCUGCGAGUGGCUGUGAAGUUGCAGCUGCAAUAUCAGCCACGCGCACCCAUCUACUUCUAUCGGUAUGACUAUUGUGGCGGACGGGAUCUAUAUAAGCGGUUUUUCCGUUUAGAACACAUACCUGGCGCGUGCCAUGCAGACGAAUUACAUUACCUUUUUCAAGCACCUGGUGUAAAUCCCAGGAAAUUUGAAGAAAGCGAUAGGUUAAAUGUUGAACGCCUUAGCGCAAUGUGGGCUAACUUUGCUCGCCAUGGUGACCCCACUCCACCAGAAAGCGUGGUUGCGAAAGAGUUGGGCUUUACUUGGACACCGUUAAGAAAAACUGAUGGGGAGGACUUUGGUUUGGACUGCUUAACUAUUAACCGAGAUUGUAGGAUGCAACGUGACCCCGACAGGGAUCGUAUGGAAUUCUGGGAGGAAAUAUAUCGCAAUUACCCACCGUUGGAUUAUUCACGCCUUAGUGCAAAGUAUCUACCGCUGAGCCUUUUGGAGGAAGGUGUGAUUGUGGUUACAUUAAACUAUCGUUUAGGCGCUUGGGGUUUUCUAUGCUUGCCUGAGGCAGGUAUUUGGGGAAACGCUGGUCUCAAAGAUCAGCGUCUUGCACUGCAGUGGGUUCAUGAGAACAUCGAAAACUUCAACGGUGACCCCAAUAACGUUACAUUGUUCGGAGAAAGCGCUGGCGCAGUAUGCGUGCAGAUGCAUAUGUUAACUUCACAAGCAAGUAAAUUCUUUCAUAAAGCCAUAAUGCAAAGUGGUUCCGCUAAUAUAGAGUGGUCAUUUCAACGCAAACCGAAGGCGAAAGUGCGUCACUUAUGUGAACUGCUCGGUUGUAAGUCAAAAGGCCCGAAGGCAAUGCUCGAAUUUUUGCAGUCACCCGAAAAGGUAACUCCUGAGGCAGUUUUGCGCAUGUCAUUAUCUUUACUCUUACCCGAUGAACGACGUCGUGGACCGCCUUUCCCGCUACGGCCUGUACUCGAAGAUUCGAGCAGCCCAGAUGCCUUCAUUAGUAGUCCGGUAUUAGAAUUAAUGCGCCAGAGAGACACUCUUACUAUACCUACGAUGAUUGGCUACAACUCCGGAGAAGGUCUUACACUUUUAAGGCAUUCGAUGAAACAAAUGAAGAAAGUCGAUGAAGAUCUUCAGCGCUUUGUUCCUCGUAACAUCUCACUGUCUGCCGAACAACCGGAAAUGAAAGUGUUGACACAAAAAGUUCGUGAAUUCUAUUUCGGAGGGCGUAAAAUUACACUAGAGCACCUUCAAAGCCUAUGUAAUUUAGUAACAGACUAUCAUUUCCUCAUCGAUAUACACUUAGCGACAGAAUUACAAGCGAUACAUCAACCGCGUGCUCCACUCUACGCCUAUCGCUUUGAUUAUACGGGCGGUCGUGACUUUUACAAGCGAUUUUUUGCAUUUGAGCAUCUAAAUGGUGCCUGUCACGCAGAUGAACUUCAUUACCUCUUCCAACUGCAGAAUGAUGAUCUGAACACACUUGAAGAAUAUGACGCACAAAUCACCAAACGACUAAGUGCAAUGUGGGCCAACUUUGCGCGUCAUGGUGAACCAACUCCUCAAAAUAGUAACAUCCGAUCAACUUCUUCUUUCAAACUUACUCGACAACUUCAGGCGUUGCAACUACUUAAAAUGUUUCAAAAUAUAUUUUCACGUUCUCACAGAUACUUGCAGCCGUGUAGUGCUCUCAAAUAUUAUAGUCAAAUUAAGUCAUCGAAGGAAGUUAAAGUGCAAGUGCGCCAAGGUGUCGUUGUUGGACGAGAAGAACGUCUGCCGAAUGGGAAACCAUUUCACUGCUUCCAAGGAAUACCAUAUGCAGUGCCGCCACUAGGGAAAUUACGCUUCCAGCCACCAGUUCCAUUGGAGCAAUUUGACGCCCCUGAAUUGGAUUGCACAAGCCCAAAGGACCCAUGCUAUCAGCGAGAUAGUGUCACAAGAGAGCCCGUUGGUUCAGAAAAUUGCCUCCAUCUAAACGUGUACGCUCCUGUUAAGUCCUCAAGUCAGCCACUUCCAGUUAUGGUUUGGAUACAUGGUGGAGGUUUCCUGUUCGGUCAUGGCCAAACAUUCUUGCCACUUAGUCUUGUGUCGGAGGAUGUCAUUGUGGUGUCGAUUAAUUAUCGUUUAGGCCUAUGGGGGUUUGCAUGCUUGCCAGAGGCAGGUAUAUGGGGCAAUGCUGGUCUCAAAGAUCAGCGGCAAGCCCUGGUCUGGGUACAAGAAAAUAUCUCCAAUUUUAAUGGUGACCCAAACAAUGUAACAUUAUUUGGAGAGAGUUCUGGAGCUUGUUGUGUAAGUCUGCACACAUUAGUAUCGCAUGCACACAAACUUUUCCACAAAGCUAUCAUGCAGAGUGGCACUGCAAACUCGGAAUGGGUAUUCCAACGCAAACCAAGGGAAAAGAUGUAUCACCUUUGCGAUUUGCUGGGUUGUCAAUCAAAGGAUCCGAAGGAAAUGCUUAAGUUUUUACAAUCUCAUGAAAAGGUUACUCCUGAGAUAGUUCUGGGAAAGACAGGAGUCCUACUUUUACCAGACGAGCGACGUCGUGGUUUCCCUUUUCCGUUACGGCCUGUACUCGAAGAUUCGAGCAGCCCGGAUGCAUUCAUUGACACUCCCGUGCUUGAGCUCAUGCAACGGACCGAUACUCUCACAAUGCCAACCAUAAUUGGCUACAAUUCGACAGAAGCCUUAACAAUUUUAAGACGUCAGAAUUUAGAGGAGAUUGAGGGAGAUCUUGCACGCUUUGUUCCUCGUAAUAUUCCAUUACCAUUCGAUCAUCCAGAAAUACAAUCGUUUGUACAAAAUAUUCGUGAAUUCUAUUUCGGAGGUCGUAAAAUUACACAAGAGCACCUUCAAGGUUUAGCCAAUUUAUUAACAGACUAUCAUUUUCUUAUCGAUAUACACUUAGCGAUAAAACUACAAGCGAUUCAUCAACCACGUGCUCCACUAUAUGCCUAUCGCUUCAAUUACACGGGAGGACGUGAUUUUUUCAAGCGAUCAUUUAAAUUAGAGCAUCUAGACGGUGCGUGUCACGGAGAUGAAUUAAAUUAUCUCUUUCAAAAUGUCGAAGAUGAUACGAGCACAUUUUCGGAGAGUGAUGCACAAACCACCAAACGUUUAAGUGCGAUGUGGGCCAACUUUGCACGCCAUGGUAAUCCGACACCAAAGAACAGUGACAUUGCGAAGGAGUCGGGCAUUGUGUGGACGCCUGUUAAGAGACCAAUGGGGGGUGAUGAUUGUAAACUGGACUAUUUAAGCAUUGAUCGAAAAUGUAGCAUGCAACAAGAUCCUGACAACGAUCGCAUUCAAUUCUGGCAGAAUGUAUAUAACAAAUAUAAGGCGAAGGAUUAUUCGAUUAUAAACGCAAAACUCUAAAUCAAUACAGUUAUCUCCAUAUUCUUAUGCUUGCAUAUUAUGUGUGUGGAAAUUAUAUGUGUAUUUGUUGUAUGUAUGUGUUUAUAAAUAAAAAUAUAUUAAUAAAAGAUGACAU
Molecule: messenger RNA, 4801 nt
Organism: Anastrepha obliqua
Lineage: Eukaryota; Metazoa; Arthropoda; Insecta; Diptera; Tephritidae
Exons: 12
Coding region: 31-4686 (1551 amino acids)
Source: RefSeq, a predicted model, not a curated record